AUGUCUUCCAAACCAACAUUUGUCUUAGUCCCAGGAGCAUGGCAUGCUGCAUCAACUUGGGACAAGGUCAAGGCUGUCCUAUCAACCAAAGGCUACAAAAGUGUUGCUGUGACUCUUCCAUCUACCAAUGGCGAUCCAAGCGUCUCCUUUGCGGACGACAUCAAAGCUACUCGUGAUGCUAUCACGCUCGAGACCACAGCAGGACUCGACGUCGUGGUAGUCGUACACUCGUACGGCGGCUUUGUCGGCCUAAGUGCCAUCAAAGGGCUCUCAAAGAAAACGGCACCUUCAACCGCAACAGGCCACGUCAUUGGCGUAGUCCUGAUAGCGACAGGCUUCAACACGGCAGGCAUGAGUUUCCUCGACUGUGUGGGCGGCACACCUCCACCCACAUGGAAAGCCGAUACCGAGACUGGCUUUGCCGUCAUCACGGCCGACAUCAAAGACAUGUUCUACCAUGACCUCCCUGACGAAGAGGCAGAAAUGUGGGCGAGCAGGAUACUGCCCCAGUCGCUCAAAGUCCUCAAGGAGGGCGGCGAGGAUUCGUACGAAGGGUGGCGGGACGUGCCGUGCUGGCAGUUGCAGACUACGGAGGAUAGGGGGCUGCCGAUUGCGAUGCAGAAGAUGGUGGUUCAGAUGGCUAAGGACAGGGGUGUGGAAUUGGAGGCUCGAGAGAUACAAAGUAGUCAUUCGCCCAUGUUGAGUCGGCCGGAGGAGACGGUUGCGUUUUUGGAAGAUGCGGCCAAGGCGUUUGGGAAGUAG
This is a messenger RNA of Pochonia chlamydosporia 170, 762 nucleotides long. Its product is annotated as alpha/beta-Hydrolase. The transcript has a single exon. Bases 1 to 762 code for a protein of 253 amino acids. The record is from RefSeq and is a predicted model, not a curated record. NCBI's taxonomy places the organism in Eukaryota, Fungi, Ascomycota, Sordariomycetes, Hypocreales, Clavicipitaceae.